Molecule: messenger RNA, 5599 nt
Organism: Rhododendron vialii
Lineage: Eukaryota; Viridiplantae; Streptophyta; Magnoliopsida; Ericales; Ericaceae
Product: endoribonuclease Dicer homolog 3a
Exons: 25
Coding region: 301-5310 (1669 amino acids)
Biological process (GO): siRNA processing
Cellular component (GO): nucleus; cytoplasm
Molecular function (GO): ATP binding; RNA binding; ribonuclease III activity
Source: RefSeq, a predicted model, not a curated record
UCUUCAAACUCGAGAGGGUUUCUUCACUCUCUUCCUCUCUCUCACUCCUCCUUCUGAAAAUCUCCAAUUCAAUUCUCCCCCUUCGAUCAACAUUACUAGUACGGAGUAUCUUUUUUCAAAAAAAGAUCAACAUUAUCUAGACAGAGAAAGUAAAACGUAUGGGGAAUCGAGUCCUCCACGCCCUUCUCAUGAUUAUCAUCACUGAUCCUUCUCCACUCUUCCAUUGAUAUACAAAACACAUAUCAAAUCACUCACCGGGAAGGAUAGAUACAGAUACCGAGCGAGAAAGUGAUCCUCAACAUGCAUUCCACGUCGGCGGUGGCGGCAGUCAAUCCCCUGAAGAGGAGCUUCGAAGUCAUGAACUCGAAGCCGCAUUCCACCGACACCGACAACUUCCGGCCACGAGAGUAUCAAACCAAAGUGUUUCAGAUAGCAAUGAGGCGAAACACGAUCGCGGUGUUGGACACGGGAGCUGGAAAGACUAUGAUCGCCGUUAUGAUCAUCAAAGACCUUGCUCCAUCGCUCGACCCCUCUCCUCCUCAAAAGAAGAAGUUUAUUGUUUUCUUGGCUCCCACUGUUCACCUUGUUCACCAGCAAUUUGAAGUUAUAAGAUUCCACACACAUCUUAAGGUGGAAAAAUACUAUGGAGCGAAAGGGGUUGAUGACUGGAAUGCUGAAUGUUGGGAAAAGGAAGUUAAUGAACAUGAUGUAUUGGUUAUGACACCCCAGAUUUUAUUGGAUGCCUUGAGGAAAGCAUUCUUGAGUUUGGAUAUGGUAUGCUUAAUGAUAGUUGACGAAUGCCAUCGUGCUACUGGUAACCAUCCUUACGCAAAAAUUAUGCAGGAAUUUUAUCAUAAGAGUGGAAACAAGCCCAAGAUUUUUGGAAUGACAGCCUCCCCCGUAAUAAGAAAAGGUGUCUCAUCCAUUACGGAUUGUGAGGAGCAAAUAUCGGAACUUGAAGGCAUCUUGGAUUCCCAGGUCUAUACGAUAGACGAUAGGACAGAACUGGAAGAAAUUAUCCCAUCUGCGAAAGAAACUUGUAUUUUUUAUGACCCAGCAGUGUCUUUCGAUAUGGAGUUGAAAGAAAAGUUGGAAUCAUUAUGGAAGAAGUUUGAUGCCUUGUUGCUUGACUUGCAAGGGUCAAUGCCAAGUCAAUACAGAGACACACAGGACAAGUACAAGGCACUUCGAAAACGACUGGCGAAUGACCAUGCGAAGUUCUUGUAUUGUCUCGACGACCUUGGCCUCCUGUGUACUCAUGAGGCUGUUAAAGUUUGUAUAGAGAAUGCUCCUAGUGUGACAGAAGAAUGUGAAUUUUAUAGAAAAAGUUCUUUGCAGUAUAAUAAUUUUCUUGAGGAAGUUUUAGCUGCAGUUGGCACAUCAUUGCCUCAUGGCAAUGAAAUCCUUUGGGAUAUCGGAUCGCAUUGUUCGAAUACAGUAGCUAUGGGCUGCAUAUCUCCAAAAUUUCAUGAACUUCUUCGACUUUUUCAAUCAUUUGGGGAAGCCAGACAAGUGCUGUGUCUCAUUUUUGUUGAGAGGAUUAUCGCUGCUAAAGUUGUUGAAAGAGUCAUUAAGAGAAUUAAAAGCUUGUCUCAUUUCACUGUUUCUUAUUUGACCGGAAGUAAUUCAUCAGUUGAUGCAGUGGCACCGAAAGUUCAGCAAGAAACUUUGGCAUCAUUUCGCUCUGGAAAGGUCAACUUAUUAUUUUCUACUGACGUGGUUGAAGAGGGAAUUCAUGUACCGAACUGUUCUUCUGUUAUACGAUUUGACCUGCCAAAGACAGUUCGUAGCUACAUCCAAUCACGUGGGCGAGCUCGUCAAAAUGACUCCCAAUUUGUCCUGAUGCUUGAGAGGGGAAAUAUAAAGCAGAGAGAUCAAAUAUUUGAUAUUAUUAGGAGUGAAUACUCAAUGACAGAUACAGCUGCAAAUAGAGACCCUGAUUCCUGCGUUUUAAGAGCAUGUAAGAUCAAGGAAAUAGAUGCAUAUUAUGUGGAUGCGACAGGGGCAUCAGUCACUCAAGAUUCUAGCGUGAACCUCAUUCAUCGAUAUUGUGAAAAGCUCCCCAGAGAUAAGUACUUCACUCCAAAGCCCAUUUUCCAGUUCUUGUUGUCAGGGGACGCAUAUCAAUGUAAAUUAUCAUUACCCCCAAGUGCAGCUUUUCAAAUUUUAGUUGGUCCACUAAGCAGCAAUUCUCAUUUAUCGAAGCAGCUUGUCUGCUUUGCUGCAUGUAAAAAAUUGCAUCAGAUGGGAGCUCUUAGUGAUCAUCUUCUUCCUAUUAGUGACGAGCCUUCAGAAAGUGACGCCACUUUAAAGAGCAGAGAAUCAGCUUCAGGUGCAGGGACAACAAAAAGGAAGGAAUUACAUGGGACGACCUGUGUUCAGGCACUAUCUGGAACAUGGGGAUUAAAACAUGAAGGCGCCACCUUUCAAGCCUAUAAAAUAGAUUUCUCUUGUAAUAAACCUGAAGAGAAAUUCUCAAGUUUUAUUCUUUUGAUGGAGUCAAGACUAGAUGAUGAUGUCGGAAACAUUGAAGUGGAACUGUACUUAGUUUCAAAGUUUGUAAGAUCUUCUGUUUCUUCAUGCGGCGAAGUAAAAUUAGACGCAGAGCAGGUGAUGAAAGCGAGGUGUUUUCAUGAACUAUUUUUUAAUGGGUUAUUUGGGAAAUUGUUUGUUGGAUCGAGAUCAUCUGGUGGAGGAAGGAAAUUUUUGCUGCAGUCAGAGGGCGAAUCAUUGUGGGACCCAUCCAACAUGUAUCUGCUCCUACCAGUGGAAUCUUCAAAUGGUUGUAGUCAUGAUGCGUGGAAAAUCAAUUGGAUGGGAAUCAACUCGUGUUUCUCUGUGGUAGAAUAUAUGAAGGAAAAUGCUUGGUUAAGUGCUAAGCAAUCUGAUGUUGACAUGGGGGAUUCAUUAGUUGAUGGCACGAAUUCAACUGAGAAUGGCUACAAGAGCACAAAUCUUAUCCACUUGGCUAAUAAAUCAGUUGAUUUGGAAAACAUUAGGCAAACAGUGGUCUUGGCGAUACAUACAGGGAGAGUUUACUCAGUGCUGGAUGUUGUCAAUAACACAUCUGCUGAAAGUCCUUUUGAUGGAAAUACUGACGCAAAUUCUUCUAGUUAUUCAUCCUUUGCGGUGUACUUCCACAAAAAGUAUGGGAUAACACUAAUGCAUCCUGGACAGCCUUUGCUGCUGCUAAAGCAAAGUCACAAUGCACACAACCUUCUUGUGGAUUUUAGGAGUGAAGGUGGUGCAUGUGGAAAGAGAUAUGAAGCAGGCAAUAAACCGGUAGUUAAAAAGCCCCAAACUCAUGUGCAUAUGCCACCGGAACUCUUAGUCAGCAUUGAAGUACCAAUCUCUGUUAUAAAAUCACUUUACUUGCUACCAUCAGUAAUGCACAGAGUGGAGUCUCUAAUGUUGGCCAGUCAGCUUCGAGAAGAGAUUUCCUUUCUGAGCGAUUUUCGGAUAUCUAGCUCUUUGAUUCUGGAAGCCAUCACAACUCUGAGAUGUAGUGAAAGUUUUUCCAUGGAGCGUUUGGAGUUGCUGGGAGAUUCAGUUUUGAAGUAUGCUGUGAGCUGUCAUCUGUUUCUUAAAUACCCCGAGAAGCAUGAAGGACAAUUAUCUUCUCAGCGCUCAUGGGCUGUUUGUAAUGCAACCCUAUAUAAAGUCGGAAUUGAUUGCAAUUUACAGGGGUAUAUACGAGACGGUGCAUUUGAUCCCCGUCGAUGGGUUGCACCAGGUCAGCGUUCUCUCCGCCCUUAUCCUUGUUCAUGUGGAGUGGACAGUUCGGAAGUGCCUCUUGAUAGCAAGUUUCAAACUGAAGAUACCAAAGUUGUUGUUGGGAAGUGUUGCGACGGGGGUCAUAGGUGGAUGGGCUCAAAAACGAUAUCUGAUUGUGUUGAAGCCCUCAUAGGUGCAUACUAUGUUGGUGGUGGAUUGACUGCAGCUCUUUACUUGAUGAAAUGGCUUAGUAUUUGUUCUGAACUUGAGCCCUCACUAGUAGAUGAAGCCAUUACAAGUGCAUCUCUCCACUCCUACAUCCCCAAAGCUAAGGAGAUUGAAAUUCUAGAAUCAAAGAUUGCCUAUGAGUUCUCUACCAAGGGUCUGUUACUAGAGGCGAUAACACAUGCAUCUCAGCAAGAACUGGAAGUUGGUUACUGUUACCAGAGGCUUGAAUUUCUUGGUGACUCUGUGUUAGACAUACUUAUCACAUGGCAUCUGUACCAAAGCCACACAGAGAUUGAUCCAGGGGAAUUGACAGACUUGCGUUCAGCCUCCGUGAAUAAUGAAAAUUUUGCUCAUGCGGCUGUGAGACGAAAUCUUCAUCCACAUCUUCAACAUAGCUCUGGAUUUCUUUCAGAUCAAAUUAAAGAUUAUGUGAAGUCUGUUGAUGAUUCUCAUAGCAUCACCAAGCCCUUCCAAAGCGUGAAUGGUCCCAAGGCUCUUGGAGAUAUGGUAGAAAGUGUUGCAGGGGCAAUACUUAUUGAUACCAAGCUCAAUCUGGAUGAAGUGUGGAGAAUCUUUAAACCCAUACUAUCUCCAAUUGUGACUCCUGAUAAACUUGAACUGCCUCCUCUGCGUGAACUGAUUGAAUUAUGCGACUCUCUUGGGUACUUCAUCAGAGAAACUUGUAUUAAAAAGGGAGAACAAUCCCACGCGGAGCUUAGAUUACAGUUGGAAGACGUCCUACUGGUUGGAGAAGGAUUUGGGCCCAAUAGAAAAGCUGCAAAGGGACAAGCAGCUUUUCAUUUGCUGAAGGACCUGGAGGGUAGAGGAAUUUCAUCCUCCAAAAGGAGAAAACAAGGUCCUGACCCAGUUGGUGUUCUGUCUACCCUAGACCUGGGUAAGGAUAUCUGCAGCCAAACAAAUGUUGUAUCUUCAAAGCCUGCCCACAAAAAGCAAAAGACAACAAUAAAUGGGUUGCAUUCAGAGAAAACUAAAACUUCACAAAGCAAUGACCAUUCUACGAAAUCUAGUGGUUCCAUCCCAGUUCUUUCAUCCAUUAACAUGAAGAAAGGAGGACCUCGAACAUCCCUUUUUGAGCUUUGCAAGAGAUUGCAGUGGCCCAUGCCUACCUUUAAAUCAGCAGAGGACAAAUCAAGAACUCCCAUUGAAUUUUGUGAAGGCUCUGAAAAGAGGACGGGCUUUAGCAGUUUCACAUCUACGAUAACCUUGACAAUACCCGACUUUGGAGUGAUUGAACUCAGUGGUGAUCCAAGAGCAGAUAAAAAGAGUUCGUUUGAUUCUGCUGCAGUCCUCAUGCUUUAUGAGCUUGAACAGCAGGAACUGCUUGUCAUUGGAGGCGGUGAAGUAUAAUUUAACCUUAAGAGGCAUACAGGUGCUCUCUCAAGUUCAACAGAAGUAGGGUGAAGAAGCUCUUUUUCUUGUAAUCAUCAACCUGCUAAUCAUCUUUGUCGAAACGUACGUAGAUAAGUGAUGGUAUUAGGGUUAACGUCGGCGUAAUUCUUGUUUAACGGGUGAUGAUGUAAUGUAGAGCAGGAAAACAUACUGAUUGUUGGAGCAUGUGUAUGUAAUGAUUUACUUAUGCUUCAAUGCGACUCGAUGGGCAUCUAAAUUGAGUGAAUAACUAUGAUUCAACUACAAA